CCUGAGGACUGGCCUGGGUCUGGUCUUCACAUCGUCUCUCUCCUUUCUGCAGCUCGGCUGGCCCCGGAACCUGCUUUCCCCAGAGGCGAGAAUGGCGGCUGGGUACCUGCCUCCCUGGUCCCAGGAAUCAGUGACCUUCGAGGAUGUGGCCGUGGACUUCUCCCCGGAGGAGUGGGAGUUCCUGGACCCUGCUCAGAGGAAGCUGUACAAAGAGGUGACGCUGGAGAACUACAGGAACCUGGCCUCCCUGGAAGCCCUGAAGAACCAAAGUACUGAUGCAGGUAUCAAGGAUGGUCCAUUUUCCCCAGCACAGACCCCUCAAGUCACAAGGCUUUCCCCAUGGUUCGGGUAUUCACUCUUUCGGCCAGUGGAGCCUUUUCAUUUGCAGCAAAGAGAAGCCCUGUGGGUGGAGGAAAAACAAAUUCCCCAGGCCUCCUGUUCAGAUUGGGAGAAAAGACUGAAAAACCAAGAAUCAAUUUACAAGAAGGUGGUUUUGGGGGAAGAACCAUCUGGUGGUGUGAAUAUCAUAAGGCUUACCGUAGAAGACUGGGGAUGUGACCAAUUCAAGGAGAACCAUGAUACCCCCCAGGGGCUUUUGAGGCAAAUGGCAUCCAUCCAAAUAAAGGCAGUUGCUCAGCAGAAAGCAACUGCAUGGUGUGGAUUUGGCGACAGCAGUAAUCCGAGCUCAGACCUUGUUCUAUCUCAGGGAAGCUCAGUAGGGAAACGUGUCUGUGACAGUGAGCUAGAUAUUGAGAGUUUGGUAUCUGAUUCUGUCUUAAAGCACCAUCAGUUGGGAUAUGUAGCUCAGAGACCCUGUGAAAGUAAUGAAUGUGGAAAUGCCCUCAGCCAAAACAGUCGCCUUAUUCAACACGAAAGAACUCAAACCAGGGGGAAAUCGUCUGUGUAUGUGGAAAAUGGGAAACCAUUGAAUCAUAGUAUGGCUCUUACUGUGCACAACAAAAUUAAUACAGCAGAGAAACCCUUUGAAUGUCACCAGUGCGGGAAGGUGUUUAACCGGAGACAUUCUUUGAGUGAACAUCAGAGAAUUCAUACGGGAGAGAAACCGUAUGAGUGUCAGGAGUGUGGGAGAGCCUUCACACACAGCUCAACCCUUACACGCCAUCUGAGGACUCAUACUGGAGAGAAGCCCUACGCCUGCGGCGAAUGCGGGAAAGCCUUCAACAGGAUUUCGUCUCUGACUCAACAUCAGAGGAUUCAUACAGGGGAAAAGCCUUAUAAAUGUGAAGACUGUGGAAAAUCCUUCUGCCAGAGCUCUUACCUGAUUUUGCACAAGAGAACGCACACUGGCGAGAAGCCCUAUGAAUGUAAUGAAUGUGGAAAAGCCUUCAGUGAUCGUUCCUCUCUCAACCAGCAUGAGCGAACUCACACUGGGGAGAAUCCCUAUGAGUGUAACCAGUGUGGAAGAGCCUUCAGCCAGAGGUCUUCCCUCGUGAGGCAUGAGAGAACUCACACUGGAGAGAAACCUUACAGCUGUAAUGAGUGUGGGAAAGCCUUCAGCCAGAGCUCUUCCCUUAUCACACAUCAGAAAACUCACACUAGCCAGAAAACCUAUAAAAUAAUAGACUGUGCGAAAGCGUUCUAUCAGAGCAGCCACCUUAUUGGAUUUUAGCAAUUGCUUGCUGCCUCGUAAAGCACAUCUUAGCACUCUGACAUAUAAACAUGGUUAGACUUUGCCCUGGGGUGAUGUACUAUUUGACAGGAAGUAGGUUCAUGUCACGUUCUUCAAAGCAAGCUCUGUGGUACAGAACUAAGAAGGGGCCUUUUAAUGGGAGAAAUCACCGUUAAGCUGUACCCAAUGAGCUCCACCCUCUUAGAAAAGAUUGGCCAAUGGGAAUGCUAACAUGGAAUGGA
Propithecus coquereli (Coquerel's sifaka) is the source of this 1872-nucleotide messenger RNA. It is a transcript of the gene ZNF554, whose product is annotated as zinc finger protein 554. NCBI's taxonomy places the organism in Eukaryota, Metazoa, Chordata, Mammalia, Primates, Indriidae. The transcript is spliced from 4 exons. Bases 92 to 1630 code for a protein of 512 amino acids. The record is from RefSeq and is a predicted model, not a curated record. Gene Ontology annotation, biological process: regulation of immune system process; regulation of cytokine production; negative regulation of transcription by RNA polymerase II.